Molecule: messenger RNA, 1276 nt
Organism: Gasterosteus aculeatus aculeatus (three-spined stickleback)
Lineage: Eukaryota; Metazoa; Chordata; Actinopteri; Perciformes; Gasterosteidae
Gene: ndufs8a
Product: NADH:ubiquinone oxidoreductase core subunit S8a
Biological process (GO): mitochondrial electron transport, NADH to ubiquinone; mitochondrial respiratory chain complex I assembly
Cellular component (GO): membrane; respiratory chain complex I
Molecular function (GO): NADH dehydrogenase activity; 4 iron, 4 sulfur cluster binding
Source: RefSeq, a predicted model, not a curated record
ACACUACGCACGGGAGCUGUUCUCGUUAAACCCACGAAGAAGAGAAGGAGGCCGGUGAGAAGCUUCCGGUACACGGAGGGUCCGUUGCGCAAAUCGUCCGCUGUUCUGGUUUAGAAGGCCAAAUAGCGACUUUUCGCUACAAAGACGCGAUGGCUGCACCGUUGCGUUCACUUUACUGCGCGUCAAGGACAGGCACUUUUGUGUCCAGCCAGAUUCUAGCAAGGUCCUUUGGGGUGUCCACACAAAGGGAAGGAUUCAAGUAUGUGAACGCCCAAGAGAUCCCCACAGACAUGAAGUCCAUCACAGACCGAGCUGCUCAGACGCUACUGUGGACUGAGCUCUUCAGAGGGUUGGGCAUGACAAUGAGCUACCUGUUUAGAGAGCCCGCCACCAUCAACUACCCGUUUGAGAAGGGGCCACUGUCACCUCGCUUCAGAGGAGAACACGCACUGCGCAGGUAUCCUUCAGGAGAGGAGCGCUGCAUUGCCUGCAAGCUGUGCGAAGCUAUCUGCCCUGCACAGGCCAUCACCAUUGAAGCAGAGACUCGUGGUGACGGCAGCAGAAGGACGACUCGCUAUGAUAUCGACAUGACCAAAUGCAUCUACUGCGGCUUCUGUCAGGAGGCGUGUCCUGUGGACGCCAUUGUAGAGGGGCCUAACUUUGAGUUUUCCACUGAAACGCAUGAAGAACUGCUCUACAACAAGGAGAAGCUCCUGAACAACGGGGACAAGUGGGAGGCAGAGAUAGCUGCCAACCUACAAGCUGAUUACCUCUACCGAUAAACACACACAGUGUACAGUCAGCACAUACAAGAAUAACCUACCUGAUGCACAUACGUCCAUACUGUACAUACUGUAAGAGACAUACUCAGCUGUGGCUAUGCUUCAGAGAGGGAUUUUCUUUUAUUUCAAAUCAAACAUCACCAACCUAUUUCCUCUGGUUUCAAAGUCAUCCCCUUUUUGAACUAUGUUUCUGAUUUUACAAUCUGUUGUGGAUUACAUAUUUAUUGUGGAAUGAUGGCUGUGUGUUGAAGUGUGUGGCAGUCCAUCUGCCUCAGCAUGCCGUAGUCAUCCACAUGGAUGCGUCUGCACUGUCCCAUGCGACUGAAAGGUUCUGCUGUUGCAGUAAUUGGCUCUGUUCAAUGAUUGCAGAUAGAAGUAAGAUGUCAUACACCAAUAUACAUGGAUUAAUGUUAAUAUCUUGGACAUCAGUGCAGAGUUGCUCUUUGUAUUUUUUCCACCCUUACUCAAGAAAUAAAAUCCUGGGAGAAACUCUG